AUGGCCCUGGUUCCUUACGACGAGACCCAUCUUGGGGGGAUGCAGAAGCUGCACAAGCCGUCCUCGGUGUUCUCUUUCGCCAACCACACAAUCCAGAUCAAGCAGAAUUGGAAGCAGUUUGGGGUGGCCGCUGUGGUCUGGGACGCGGCUGUAGUCCUUUGUACGUACUUGGAGAUGGGAGACGUGGACCUCCGAGGGCGCUCAGUAAUUGAAUUAGGAGCGGGAACUGGCUUGCUAGGAAUCGUAGCGGCGUUACUUGGUGCUCAAGUGACAAUCACAGACAGAGAAGCCGCCUUGGCAUUUCUCAAGUCAAACGUACAAGCGAAUUUACCCACGGACCUCCAGCCGAGAGCCGAAGUAAAAGAACUGACUUGGGGGCAAAACUUGGCGAGCUUCUCUACGGGAGAAUAUGACUUCAUCUUGGGCGCAGACAUCGUUUACCUGGAAGAAACGUUUGCGGAUCUUCUUCAGACACUGGACCACCUGAGCGCGGACCACACCGUGAUCCUGCUGUCUUGCCGCCUGCGGUACGAGCGGGACCAGAACUUCUUGACGAUGUUGAAAGGGAUAUUUUCCGUCCGGGAGGUGCACUACGACCCUGGUAACGAUAUACAUAUAUUCAAAGCACAGAGGAAUAACCGGAAAGGAGAGUUGUGA
This is a messenger RNA of Gekko japonicus, 657 nucleotides long. It is a transcript of the gene METTL21A, whose product is annotated as methyltransferase like 21A. Gene Ontology annotation, cellular component: cytoplasm; cytosol. The transcript is spliced from 3 exons. The record is from RefSeq and is a predicted model, not a curated record. NCBI's taxonomy places the organism in Eukaryota, Metazoa, Chordata, Lepidosauria, Squamata, Gekkonidae. The coding region runs from base 1 to 657 and encodes 218 amino acids. Gene Ontology annotation, biological process: peptidyl-lysine methylation. Gene Ontology annotation, molecular function: protein-lysine N-methyltransferase activity.